AAAGAAUUGUUAUUUGGUUCCUUCUUAGCAAAGGAAAGUAAAGCCUUUUUCAGUGACAAAUCAAUUCGGACGCUUCAGCUUAAGUAGCAGCAGCAGCAAGCAGACUCCAAAAUGCGAUCGUCUCCUUCCUUCAUUGCCUUUUCUCUGUUAUUCAUCGCACUCCUACCCUCUAUUCAGGCACACGCACCGAUUAACGCUCACUUCAAAUCUCUUUCGCCGUUUUCCUCCGCUCUCGAAACCCUCCAGAAACAGCUAGGUUACACUUUCAAGAAAAUUGGGCUUCUUCGCCGUGCCAUGACCCAUGCUUCGUUCUCUGAGGAGAACAACAAAGCCUUGGCAGUUUUGGGCGGCAGUGUCAUCGAAACCGCCGUGUCCUUCAAGCUUCUGUCCAAGGACAUUGAUGUUUCGGCUUCUGAGCUGAACAAAAUGGUAUCACGAGUCUCAAAUGUGGAAUCUUCUUGUGCCGUCGAUGGAACGCGGCUGAGCUUGCACAAGGUGGUCAGAGUUGCUCCCAACACCAACGCUUCUGCGCCUUCUGUGGUUUGCGGCGCGUUUCGAGCUAUCUUUGGUGCCAUUGCUAUUGAUACCGGAAAUUCAGAUGACGCUGGCAGUGUUUUCUGGAACCUUCAUGGUGAUCUUCUUGGCCAUGCGCUAUCAAUGUGAGUUCAAGUUUAUGUACAGUUGUUUGUUUCAUGCUUGAUGCUCAAAGUACUUCUUAAGUUGUUAGUGAGUGAUCUGUGCUUUCUGUGUUGUAGUUUUUAAUCGACCUGAUUACUUUUGCUUUGCAUAUUCGUGCUGUUUCUUUUCUUUAAUUCUGUCAAGUUAUGAAGUCAUUUAGCAACUGUCAUUUGCUUUUCUGUGCAUGUCAACUAUUUAAUUGAAUGUCUAAAAGAUGAUCUGGUAAGCAUGUUUAAGCAAAAGUCCUGAAUCCUAAUUGAGAUACAUUGAGAUGAGUUGGGGAUGACGCAAUGCAAUGUGUAUGUGUCUAUGUGAUGAGUCUAAUUUCAUGUUACCUUAGAAUUGGUCACUGGAGCUGAAAUAUAAUUGUUGAUAGAGCAGAACCUUAGAUUUUGUUGGACUUUGAUGUUAGAUGAUAGUAUUUAAGAUGUUUUGAUGGGGAAAAAGGGUCCUUGUGGCUGAAAGUGGAAGAAUAAUAUGAGUUAUUAGAUGCCCGUGUAUGUUGAGGGCACCGUGAAAUUCAAAAUUUCAAGGGUGGCUGAAUUAGUACUGCUGUUAAUGUUUAUGGUGGAGUUGAGAAUUUGGCAUGGAUUAUUUGGUAAAAAUGUGGAAACUAGGCGGAGGGUCAGAUUGUCAUAAACUAUGAAAUGGAUAAUGAUUGUCUCAGCAGAUUAGAGGAGUGGGACUAUAAUCAUGUGAACAAUAUUUAAUUAUUUAUGAAUGUGAUUCAACCGUAAAGUUUGUGUUUUGUUGUGAUUGUGAUGUAAAAGAAAAUUGGUUAUCCAAAUGAACGUUGAGCCCCAUAAUGUUUUAGUUUACAAACAUAAUUAUGGGAGAGCAAUCAACUUGGGUUGGUCGAGUAGUUAGCUCACUCGUCCGUUUCAGUAAAUGUCGGGGUUCGAAUGUGGGAGAGCAUUUGCAGUGUGAUCAUGAAUGUAAUCAGCUGUGUUUUCUGUUUCGUGAGGGAAAAAACUGGGGCAUUCAAGCAACGCUGCUUUGGGCAGUAUUUUCCACCAAGAGGCUUUUGUUUUUGCCUUCAAGGAUAGAGUGGAGAGUUCUGAUUAGUGACGAUGAGGAUGCUAGGUAAACAAUGGGAGAUGUGAACAACGAAUCGCAUUUCAGGCCCGAUAACCAUAAAAAACCCUAACCCCCAUCAAACCGUAACCCUUUUUUUUACAGCAGCCUCCCAAACGCACACUCCUCUUCUCCGUCGUGCCGUCGCAUCUCCACCGCAUCGCUGACUCUUCUCCAUUGUGCCGUCAUCAUUGCCGUUAGAGACGCACGUCAGCGUUGCCUCGUAUCGUCCCCAUCGUGCCGCCGCUGUUGCUGUGCUGGACCUAAGUGCUGCCGCCCUUCAUCCAGUCCACACCACCAUUUCGCUACGCUGCCACCCUUCCUUCUGAAGCCCUUACCAUCCACAGCGCCACCUCCUACAUCCCUACCGUUGACGGCGUCGUCACUGGCUCCGCAGAACCGGAUUCAUCGCAUCGUCGGCCCUAAGUUGUUUCUGACACCCCUGGUAACGGUAAGCAACCCAUCUCGAAUGGAAAAUAAACAAUCCCAUCUGUAUGAAAAAUAACUAUCCGCAUCUGCAUCAAAAAUAAACAUCCGGGACUGUCAUGGGGUCGUGAACUGCAGCGAAGGCGGGAGCAUAGGAUUGUGAAACUACGACUGCGGCUGCACGGGGUGCAGAAGACAAUGGAGCUCUUGGAAGGAAAGGCACCUCGCCACAAAGUUAUCUCCGGUGAUGACGGCGAAUUGUGGAUGUGGACAGGGAGUGGAUCCUCUCCAGUGGAAAAAAACUAGAUAGUAUCCAGUGGAAGAUCUCACCACUCAUUACAUUCUUUCUCUCAUUUAUUGUUGGUCCCACUUGUAAAAUUAAAGGUGGAAAAUUACACUUUAUUCUCUCCAGUGACAAAAAAAAUAGAGAGAAUCCAUUUCCAGAGGGGCACUAUAUAAGCUGUGCGGCGGACAUCGAAAACUCUGUUACAAUGGAAUUAGAAGUAAUUGUUUGUAGUGUAAAUGUGUU
Messenger RNA from Arachis stenosperma, 2707 nucleotides. RefSeq names its product protein NUCLEAR FUSION DEFECTIVE 2. The transcript is spliced from 3 exons. Gene Ontology annotation, molecular function: double-stranded RNA binding; ribonuclease III activity. The record is from RefSeq and is a predicted model, not a curated record. Gene Ontology annotation, biological process: regulation of gene expression; rRNA processing. Gene Ontology annotation, cellular component: nucleus. Bases 112 to 663 code for a protein of 183 amino acids. Lineage: Eukaryota; Viridiplantae; Streptophyta; Magnoliopsida; Fabales; Fabaceae.